Messenger RNA from Chara braunii, 3638 nucleotides. Lineage: Eukaryota; Viridiplantae; Streptophyta; Charophyceae; Charales; Characeae. The record is from the annotation of a GenBank genome assembly.
CCUAGAUCUCGUUCAUAGUACUCUUCUGACAUGUCCUACUCGUAAUAGAUCGACAAAUAUACAAAAAAAAAAGAAAAAAAAAAGGAAGUAGUCCUCUUUUAUUUUUUAUUUUAUUUUUUAUCUGUUGAUUAGGGCCGGAGGAAAGUAUUGUUGGGUUGGUUGCCUACCUACGUGUUCCCUCCCACCCACCCCUUUGCAUGCAUUUCCGGGUUGGUACAGUGCCACGUAAGCAGUGCCACAUCAGCAGUGCCACGUCAGACAGUGCAAUGUCAGCAGUGCCACGUCAGCAGUGCCACGUCAGACAGUGCCACGUCAGCAGUGCCACAUCAGACACAGUGACAUGUAAGCAGUGCCACGUCAGCAGUGCCACGUCCGCAGUGCCACGUCCGCAGUGCCACGUCCGCAGUGCCACGUCCGCAGUGCCAUGUCAGCAGUGCCACGUCAGACAGUGCCACAUAAGCAGUGCCACGUCAGACACAGUGACACGUCAGCAGUGCCACGUCAGACAGUGCCACGCCAGCAACAUGACAGGCCUGCCAGGCCAACUGGCCAAUGAGCCCAUUGCCGACUACAAAAAGCGCUUCCAGGCUCAGCUCGUUGUAAUCGAGGCUGAGGAACAACGCCAGCUGACAGCCAAGGCUUCCCAGCUACAGGCUGACGAAGCGGCAGCAGCAGAGAAGCUCCGGCUACAGGCCGAAGCAGACGCAGAGGCCCAGGCUCUCCGCAAGGAAGCCCAGGACCUGCUGCAGCGGCAUGAAGCAGCCAGCGUCGACAGACUCAAAUUCUGGCACUUUGAACCCAACGGCGACGACGCGACACCGGAAGAGCAGCAUAAGGAGUUUCUCUCCAAACUCGUGACACGGCUGUUGUACACUUGCAACUACCAACAGUCCGAGUUGGAGAUUCUACCCGUCGCCAAGCACGCGUACAUCGGCGCCCUGUUCCUGAACUCAAAGGGCGGAUGCCAGACCUGGUUGAGCCACCUGGCAACCUCCCACGGCGUCGACGUACUAGACUUGAAGGACAAAAUCACAUGGGAGGAACUGACACGGCUGUGGAAGAAGCGGUUCAUCGUCGACGACGCGCCGACACUCGCCAUCAACCGUCUGUUCACCAUGUCACAGGGCAACACUGCAACACGGGAUUGGCUCACGGAGUGGCUGAAGAUUGCGGUGGUGCCCAAUCUGGAGUUGGCAUUCACGCAUCUACGCCGUGAGUUCUACAACAGGUCCUGUGCGGCAUUGAGCCAGGCUCAUGGUGAUUGCGAGCAGUACUCAACCUUCGCUGAAAUCAUUGACAAGGCGAGGGAAAUCAUCAAGACCAACAGGUCAGCUGCACACGAGAAGUCAACAUGGCAGCCGACCUAUGUGGAGAGGGUACGAACUGGUCCGCGACAGCAGCACUUCGCUGCAGUCCAGUCGGACAGUGGAGAUAACCCAGCAGCCACUCCAGCAUCAAGUGACGGAGAUCAAGUGGCUGCUGUCCAGCCGCGAAGCAACAACAAGUCCCGCAACAUUGGGAAGGCGAAAUCCGCAUCGCAGGCCGGAAAUGGACAGCCAGUACAAGUUCCAUGGGUCAAGUUCGGCCUGACCGAGGCGGAAUACAAGCUCGGGAAACUGAGCUCCGCGGAAGGUGAGGCGACUCCACCUUCUACUCCGCCAGAUUCGGCCGCCUUGCUAGCGGCCUCCUGCACAUCUGGGGAGAACGCGAAUGUCGCAAGUUCUCAUUACACUUACGAGGACUAUGCUGUCCACUUGGUUCCACCGCUGGACCAACCGCUCCACGUGCAACAAUCCAUCGCAUGCACGGUUUCAUCAACAUCGGCAACCGAUUCGGCACCUUCACCGCAACCUAUCGCCGGGGAUUCGACGUCAUGGUCAAGACUUGAAGAGCUCGACCCAUUGACGUUCACGGACUUCCAGUGGAUGCCCGUUCCCUCGACCGGACGAUUGCCGAAACCGCAUUGCAAUGUGCUCAUGGCACAACUGCGGGAUUACUUGCACACUGCAGUACCAGCUCCGUUGAUGGACGCCGGAGUAGAGGUUGUCGACCUUCACGCUUACGUUGCGAAGAUCGACCUCGAGUUCAAGACGCAACGGUACGAUGACAUCGACGCACCAUUGCUAUAUGUACGCAUUCAGAUCGGAGAGGCGACCUGCAACGCCUUGAUCGAUUGCGGAGCAUCUCGCAACUACAUCAGCCAGGACGUCAUGGUGCGCACCGGCCUUGGCCCACGCGUCCGGAGGAAGUCCCAGCCGAUGCAAGUCACGUUGGCGGACGGUCACACGCACAAGUCCAUCGACCGGUGCAUUGACAACGUCCCAGUGUACUUUGCCCCUCACGCAAGUGAGGCGGUGUCCUUUGACAUUCUGGACACCAAAUUUGAUAUGAUCUUGGGCAUGUCAUGGCUGCGAAGCGAGGAUCACCCGGUGAACUUCUUCCACCGCACCGUUCACAUUCAUGAUCGGAACGGAGUACUAGUUCCAUGCACGGUGCCUCUUCCUCAUCCUUCGAUCAGCUGCCACGUGGUAUCCGCCGCAAGCAUGCGAGCUUCCAUCAUCAGAGACGACAUCGAGGAGAUGGGGGUGUGUUUUCUCCACGCCCUCCCGCCCCAUGACGCUUCAUCGACGGACUCACCUUCGGAUCCACGCAUCACCGAGCUUCUCGACGCCUACAGCAACGUGUUCGAAGGCCCGCACGGAAUAGUACCGGAUCGACCCAUCCGCCACGAGAUUAUCCUCGAGGACGGGGCCGUACCUCCGCGCGGUUGCAUCUACCGAAUGAGCGAGGAAGAGUUAAGUGUGCUCCGGGCACAACUCGACGACCUUCUGGAGAAAGGCUGGAUUCGGCCUAGCUCAUCGCCAUACAGUGCUCCAAUUCUCUUCACGAUCAAAAACGCCGGCCCUCUCCCACGCAUCGACGACCUUCUCGAGCGAUUGGGCGGCGCCCAGUUCUUCUCUAAGUUGGAUCUCAAGUCAGGGUAUCACCAACUCGAGAUUCGCAUGGAGGAUCGCUACAAGGCCACGUUCAAGACGCGAUAUGGGCAUUUCGAAUGGCUGGUUAUGCCAUUCGGCCUUACGAAUGCCCCGACCACUUUCCAAGCGGCUAUGACAACGGAGUUCCGACACAUGCUGGAUCGAUACGUACUUAUCUACCUUGACGACAUUCUGGUGUACAGCCGGAGUUUGGAGGAGCAUGUAGAACACCUGCGCACCGUUUUGGAGCGGCUACGACAAGCCAAGUACAAAGCCAACCGCGACAAGUGCGAAUUCACGCGGCAGGAGCUGGAGUACUUGGGCCAUUAUGUGACGCCGCAAGGCAUCCGKCCRCUUGCGGACAAGAUCGAGGCCCUACGAGUAUGGCCCGAGCCCACCAACACCACGGACGUUCGUUCAUUCAUGGGAUUGGCGGGCUACUAUCAGCGAUUUAUCACCGGAUACUCAAGGAUUGCUGCACCUAUGACGAGGUUACAGUCGCCAAAGGUGCCAUUCGUAUUCGAUGACGACGCACGAGGUCAUUCCAAGCACUUAAGACGACCAUGCUCAUGGCACCCGUCCUAAGCAUCUAUGACCCCACCUUGCCGACGAGAGUGACUACGGACGCUUCCGGCUAUGGCAUUGGGGCAGUCUUGGAACAGC